AAAGGUAUGGGAUAAAAUCUUCGGUAUACCGUACCGAACCACCCCUAUCUGCAGCAUUUAAACUCAAUAUUGAUGCUGCAGAUAAAGAAGAGUGUUGGGGGCUGGGCUGGGUGCUUCGUGAUUCAGCUGUAGUUUUAUAGCCGGCAAUCGGCAGUUAAUUUCUAUCGUGACAUGCCUACCCGCGGGAGGAAAAUAAUUGCUACUUUCGAAAGGACUAAAAUGCAAAGAUGUACAAUUUUUAUACAACGAUGACUAGAAUGUCGAGUUGUCAACAUGUCAUAAUUUGAUUGGAUUAAAAUGGGAUGUACCGGACUACCGGUACCUUGUAUUUUUAAUGAUGCACCGUAGAAUAUUCCUAAAAUAAUCUCCUGUUAGCUAGGGUUGUGAAUGAAGUUUAUAAAUUACUCCCUCCGUUCCCAAAAAUAUUUCUCACUUUCCUUUUUGGCCGUUCCCAAAAAUUCUUCCCACUUUCCCUUUUGGGACAAUUUGUGUGGCUCACAUUCAUUUUACCUUUUUCUCACACAACCACAAUCACACAUUUCAAUUUUAUUCCACUUUCUUAAUAGGCGUGCCAAUUCAAACCGGGAAGAAUUUUUAGGAAAGGAGGGAGUAAAUAGCUUAGGCCGCGUGGGAGGACAGGACAUGCACAAUAAUCUACGCAAGUCCAGAUCGAAGAAGUCAAUUUAGUUGCUUAUUAGGUUAGUGAAUCGCGUACGUCAAUUCGAGAGGAGCGACGGUCAUCAGAUGGGGAGGCUGGAUGAGGAGGCCGCCGCCGCCGAUCAUUACUCUGUUCUGGGGUUACCCUCCGGCGAAGAAGGAUCCAAACUGUCGCAGAAAGUGAUCCGCAAAGCUUAUUAUGUAAAAGCAAUGGUGUUGCAUCCGGACAAGAGACCCGCGGAUUCUCAUAGCGCCGCCGCCGCACAUCGGGACUUCCAGAAGCUGCUGAACUCAUAUGAGAUUCUCAAGGAAGAGAGAAGCAGGAAGCGCUUUGAUGACGAAUGUAAGGCGGCGCGUGAUGCGGCAAAGCGUCGGAAGGUGGAUCCCAAGGCACCGAACGAAGCUGCAUCCGCCGCUGAGGCCGCCGCUGAGGCGGAAUUCCGUAGGAGGGCGGAAGAAUUACGGUAUGUGCUUGAAGUAACAUGGACGAGGAAGAAUAGAGACUAUACUCGUGAUGAAUUGAGGGAAUUGCUCGCUGAGUUUGGUGACUCAAAGUUCGUCUACGACAUGGGCUUCAAGAAGAAAGGGAGGGUUGCUUUUGCCAUGAGUUCCAGAGAGGCACUUUUAUCUGCGUCUAAGCGUGGGAGAGUAACACUCACUCAUCAAGUUCCCUCUCAGCUCUUCAUCUCAACUCACCUUUCUUAAUUAUUGUAUAACCUAGCUUGCUCCAUAAUUCAUACGUAGUAAGUACGUGGUAUAUAUAAUUGCAUGAACAUAUUUCCAUCCCAUCUCCCUUUACCUUUUCUUCUUUCAGAUUUAGGAUGUUUUCUUUUGGACUGAAAUUUGUUGGUCUGGUCUGGUCUGGUAAACGUCUGGUCUCUGUGUAUUUUAUAACUACGGAAGUCAAAUCUGGUCUGAUCUGGUCUGGUCUGGUCUUGGACUGAAAACAGUCCUAAAGAAAACAUCCUUACUCUAUUUCCUUUUCGUUUUAAUUAUAUUAAUGUAGGUGUUUCUGUAUUUGGGGACCCCUGUUUGAUCAUUUGGUGUGCUUACAUGUUUCCUCUUACAUUUUAUAGGUGUACUAGUAUUUCACCUGUUUAUUUGGACCUCACACUUUGAAGAAUUCUCCUUCAACUACAAGCAUGCAGAAUAUAUGGAAAUUUGAGAUAAUAUAAUAUUUUUGUUUGGAAUUGUAUGCAAACUAACCCUUUACCUUCUUGAGUACAUACAUUUCAAUACAAAAUAUGUACAUGUUGCUGACAAUUUGACAUCUUUCUAUUAUAACAUCACUUUGCAUUUGAC
Molecule: messenger RNA, 1959 nt
Organism: Cuscuta epithymum
Lineage: Eukaryota; Viridiplantae; Streptophyta; Magnoliopsida; Solanales; Convolvulaceae
Source: the annotation of a GenBank genome assembly